AUGUAUCAACCUCUUCUAGUGGGCAAAUCACACAAGUACAAUGAUCGCGACCAUGCUGGCCUUGCCGAUGGUACCGCUCUCCCACAAGAGCAUUUGCCUCGUUAUUUCGCAAAGUCAGGUCAUAUUGAUGCCGAUCCGAAGAAAGCCAAGAAGAACGGUGCUGGAAAGGGUGGAUGGGGUGUAAAUGGUGAAGAAGUCCAAGAUGAAGGUUUCAAUAUGGCCAAUGCUCGUCGUCGUUCCAACAGUAGCUCUUAUACUGCCGGUCUCAAAGACUUCAAGACCAAAUUCGAACAAAUCGAAACCGAGCCAGUUUUUGAGGAGACCAUCCAUGGCGCCUUGAUGGAGGAACUUCCAGAGACUACCCGCUCCAACACAAACACUUCCGAGAGUAGCAGUGUUGAUGAGGAUGUCAAGGCCAAGUAA
This is a messenger RNA of Botrytis porri, 423 nucleotides long. RefSeq lists its product as uncharacterized. The coding region runs from base 1 to 423 and encodes 140 amino acids. The transcript has 2 exons. NCBI's taxonomy places the organism in Eukaryota, Fungi, Ascomycota, Leotiomycetes, Helotiales, Sclerotiniaceae. The record is from RefSeq and is a predicted model, not a curated record.